UUAUGUUUCACGUAAGAAUUUCAUGGACUCGACGAAGCACUGCAUUUUGGGCACGCAACAAUUCCGACCUCGGGAGCUUGCUAGUCAGAUGAACCUUAGUAUGGACAAUGGAUGGGGAAUAAUACGUUGUAUUGUGGAUUAUUGCCUAAGUCUAUCUGAUGGCAAGUAUCUCAUUCUCAAGGAUCCAAAUAAGGCAAGUUUUUCAUGAAUCUUUAAUAAAUCGUAUUAAAAAGGUUUUUCCUUAUCAAUCAUUUCACGCACAGCUAACAAACAAGCAAUUCCAAUCUCCAAUGCAGGGUAUGAUCCGUAUUUACGACAUUCCAAACAACACCUUUGAGAGUGAAGGUGAAGAUGACGAUGAUGACGAUGAUGACGAGGAAGCUGAUGAUGAAGAGGAAGAACCGGAACAGAAUGGGGUAAGUAGGGAUAAGUAAGGGUAAUAAGGGGUAAAUAUGGAUAACUGCAAGGGUAAUCAAGGAUAACUGUGAGGGUAAGUAGGGAUAAAUAGGGAUAAUUGUGAGUGCAUGUAGGGAUAAGUAGUAAGGGUAAUGAGGGGUAAAAAGGGAUGCCUGCAAGGGUAAAUGAGGGCAAGUAGGGAUAUGUAGCGAAGGUAAGUAGGGAUAACUUAGACGGAUAAUGUACAUUCCUAGUUUACCACUGUUCUGAUGUGUGUAAGCAUAGAAUGGAAUAAAGGUAACCAAGCAUAAAAUAUAGAUGUAUGUGAAUUGGGUUGGCAUAAACACGCCUUAGCCGAUAUCUUUCUUUAUUUUUAGAAAGCCAACAGUGACGGCGCUCUAUAA
Messenger RNA from Paramuricea clavata, 800 nucleotides. NCBI's taxonomy places the organism in Eukaryota, Metazoa, Cnidaria, Anthozoa, Malacalcyonacea, Plexauridae. The record is from the annotation of a GenBank genome assembly.